GCUGAAGUGCUUCUACCUGUCGGCAAAGAAACGAUACUAAGUUUUGCCUUAGUCAGGUUUUAUGCAAAUAUAAUGCGGGAGGUACGGAUAAACUGGUUGGAAGUUGAGCGUUGAGCGCCGUAGAUUAAGCAGGAUGAAUAUUGAAAUUUUCGCUGCCCAAGAUUCAAAACGAAUCGGAACCCUCGAUAAUGUGAGUCCAUCAAGCAACAUAAGAAACAUCAAGAAACAGAUUGAGGAGUUGAGGCCAAAGUUAUACCCUGAUAGGCAGUCAGUCAGACUUGAACCAAAGGGAAAGACAUUGAAGGAUGAAGAGACUGUGAGCUCAUUGGGAUUAGGGAAUGGAUCUAAACUGUACGUAAAAGAUCUUGGGCCUCAAAUAGGGUGGAAAACGGUUUUCUUAGCAGAGUAUGCUGGUCCACUUGCAGUUUAUUUGUGGAUUUAUCAGAGACCAUGGCUGUUCUAUGGUUCAGAUGCUGCAGCACUACAACCACAUCCUGUAGUUCAUAUUGCAGCAGCAUGCUGGUCUCUACAUUAUGUCAAAAGGCUGCUGGAAACCAUAUUUGUACAUCGGUUCUCUCAUUCUACUAUGCCCCUACGUAACUUGUUCAAGAACUGCACAUAUUAUUGGGGUUUUGCUGCAUAUGUUGCAUAUCAUAUCAAUCAUCCAUUGUAUACUGCUCCAAGCAAUAUCCAGAUUUAUUCAUCAUUAGCUGUUUUCUUGGUUUGUGAACUUGGUAAUCUGAGCAUUCAUGUGGCUUUACGGAACCUCCGGCCACCAGGCACAACAAUCAGAAAAAUUCCAGUUGCCACAGGCAAUCCUUUCACGACACUGUUCAAUUUAGUGUCUUGCCCAAAUUAUACAUAUGAAUUUGGAAGUUGGUUUGCAUUUUCUGUUAUGACCAGUUGUUUACCAGCUGGAAUUUUUGCUCUUGCUGGUCUGUACCAGAUGUCUGUCUGGGCUAUUGGAAAGCACAGAGCUUACAAAAAAGACUUCAGCAACUAUCCUCGAAAUCGUAAAGCAAUCUUGCCUUUCCUCAUUUGAGGAAAAAAGUAUCAAUGACUGGGAUUAACCAUCAGAAGAAAUGUGUUCUAUCAUUCCACAUUAGUGGAUAGUUGUUUUGGUUUUGGUUAUGUGUGUGUUUUUUUAACAUGACUUGUAACAAUAUCAGUACAAAUAAAUAUAUUGUUGGUUGUAGUUCAAUGUC
This is a messenger RNA of Schistocerca cancellata (South American locust), 1205 nucleotides long. RefSeq names its product very-long-chain enoyl-CoA reductase (gene Sc2). Bases 134 to 1042 code for a protein of 302 amino acids. The transcript has 6 exons. NCBI's taxonomy places the organism in Eukaryota, Metazoa, Arthropoda, Insecta, Orthoptera, Acrididae. Gene Ontology annotation, molecular function: oxidoreductase activity, acting on the CH-CH group of donors; protein binding. The record is from RefSeq and is a predicted model, not a curated record. Gene Ontology annotation, biological process: very long-chain fatty acid biosynthetic process.